Molecule: messenger RNA, 699 nt
Organism: Zasmidium cellare ATCC 36951
Lineage: Eukaryota; Fungi; Ascomycota; Dothideomycetes; Mycosphaerellales; Mycosphaerellaceae
Exons: 3
Coding region: 1-699 (232 amino acids)
Source: RefSeq, a predicted model, not a curated record
AUGAAGCUCACUCAAACCUUCACUCUCCUUAUCGCCGCGGCUUCGGCUGCCGCUAUCGACAAAAGAGCAGUGAUAGCCCACGAUGCAGUUGUAGGCUUCUCUCAGACAGUCCCGUCUGGCACAACCGGCGACCUCUACCUCAAAUACAAGCCAUACCUAUCUCGCGAGAGCGGUUGCGUGCCCUACCCUGCUGUCGAUGCCGAAGGCAAUACCAGCGGCGGCCUGAACCCUACCGGCGACCCAACAGGCGACUGUCUCGACUCGACCGGUCAGGUGUACAGUCGAUCGACAACAUACAAUGGCGCCUACGCCAUAAUGUACGCCUGGUACUGGCCCAAAGACUCGCCCUCAACCGGGCUCGGCCAUCGCCACGACUGGGAAAGCAUCGUCGUCUGGCUCUCGUCCGCUUCAACCUCCGCAACCUUGAACGGCGUGGCGGUGAGCGGACACGGAGAGUACGAGACGAGCACGAGCCCGAACUUGAGUGGGACGAGGCCGUUGAUUAGGUAUUAUAAUACUUGGCCGGUGAAUCAUCAGUUGGGGUUUACGAGUACGGUCGGGGAUGAGCAGCCCCUGAUUGCGUGGGAGAGCUUGCCCAGCGCUGCGAGCGAGGCGUUGACGAGUACGGAUUUCGGUGAUGCCAACGUGCCGUUCAUCGAUUCCAACUUUGAGAACAAUCUCGCCACGGCGGCGUUGUAG